Parnassius apollo (apollo) is the source of this 855-nucleotide messenger RNA. The record is from the annotation of a GenBank genome assembly. Lineage: Eukaryota; Metazoa; Arthropoda; Insecta; Lepidoptera; Papilionidae.
AUGGUGGACUACUACAGAACAUUGGGUGUAUCAAAAACUGCUACUGAAGCGGAAAUCAAGAAGGCUUAUAGAAAAUUAGCUCUGAAAUGGCAUCCUGAUAAGAAUCCUGAUAAUGCAGAUGAGGCUAAUAGAAGAUUCAAAGAAAUAUCUGAAGCCUAUGAAGUCCUUUCUGAUGAAAACAAGCGGAAAAUAUAUGAUGCACGGGGUUCCAGUCACCACAGUCACAGAUAUCAAAGCAAGAAUGGAGUUAAUGGGCACCGACACUUUAGCUUCAAGGGGUUUUUUGGAGAGACGCCUUUUCAUCGGUUUUUUGAAAGAAAACGGCGUGUAUAUGAUCAAUAUGGCAAAGAAGGUCUUAACAGUUCGCGUGGCCGUCGUUCCGCCGCCGAUGACGACUAUGAGUUCGGAUAUCACAGCUUCCCAUUCACAUUCCGAGAUCCCGAGGAGGUGUUCCGAGAAUUUUUUGGUGGCUCUCCGUUUGGUGAUUUGUUUGCUGAUUUAAAUGGACACGGAUAUCAUCAUCGGCAUGGACGCAGGAGUCACCCGAGCACGUCGCUCACUUCAUCCCUGUUCAGUCCGUUCGGGCUGGGAUUGCAGGGUCUUGACGACGCAUUCGCUCAUGCCGCAUUCAACGGGAACACGUUCACGUCGUUUUCGACUUUCAACAGCUCGCUUGCGGGCCCCGGCAGCCCCAAUGUGAAGAGUACCACAACAACCACGCGCAUUGUCAACGGAAAAAAGAUCACUACUAAAAAGAUCACGGAAAAUGGACGAGAAACAAUAAUGUCUUACGAAAACGGGGUUCUUAAAUCUAAGACUGUCAAUGGAGUACCUCAGUCGCUUACAUACAGUUAA